Symbiodinium sp. CCMP2592 is the source of this 4980-nucleotide messenger RNA. NCBI's taxonomy places the organism in Eukaryota, Dinophyceae, Suessiales, Symbiodiniaceae. The record is from the annotation of a GenBank genome assembly.
AUGGGUUUCUUGCUUCUCGAAAGGAGUGGUGAGUGGGACGAGGUCUACGUAGCAUCCCGGCUUACCGGCACCAGUGACUUGAUCGUGAGAACCACUACUGCUGACGCAUCCGAUUGGCAGUGGAGCAUUGUCAGAACAGUGCUGGGAGCUGUACGUGCGCCUGUGGGUGUCGGUGGAGCUCGUGGGGCGCCAGCAGGGGUUCAUGCAGGUCAGAUCAAUUGGAUCUGUCCUCCAGAAAACCCAGCUGCAAAAUGGAAUCCCCAUGCAGACGAGCUAACAGCCAUUCAGCAGGAGGGCCAGUUGUUAGCAAUUCAGCUGAGCCAGUCAGGGGUGAACGAUUCGAUGGUGACCAUUCCCGGUCAGGGGAUGGAUCUGAUUCCCGUACCAGUGGGAGGUCCACCGGUAGUGGGACCAGGAGGCGCAGGUGUUUUGGCGCCGGCGCAGCCCGCGGCAGCCGCGGCGCUGGGACCGGUAGGACCAACACCAUCUCGGAAAUCAGGCGUGGAUCCGUUGAACCUGCAAUCCCUGGCAGACGCAGUGCAGGAGUUGCGUUCCAUGGCAAAAGACAAGGAUUCCAAGGAGCGCAGAAAGAAAAAGAAGCAAGACAAGAAGAAGAAGAAGAAAAAGAAAAAGAAUCGCGACACCAGUUCAUCCAGCAGUCGCUCGCGGAGCAGCCGAAGCAGCUCGUCGUCAGAGGACGACUCCGAUGCCCCGCUGAGGUGGGGCUACAAGGCCAAGACCGAGGAUGUCGAGCACUCUCAGAUCUAUGCGUUGGACCAGCAGAAGUUCAAGCGGAAGGGAGAGUUGGUGGCGUAUGCAACAAAGCAUCCCGGAGCGCUCACGGCCCACUUUCUGGCGUCCAUCUACGCCAGGUUGUCCAAAGGCAGAUUGACCCGGAGUUCGCAACUUCGGCAGGCCAGUGUAGUGAGCUGGGCUUCGCAAUUCUCCGGUCUGACCGAGAUCAGGGACAUCCGCGAGGUCCUCACUCUUGCCGAGGCCAUGGAUGCCAUAAACCGGAAGGAGAUUGCUCGAGCUAUGGAUGUGUUGACUCAGCGGAUCCUUGCAAUCCAGCAGGCGAAGAAGAAGGGUGGAACAUGGGAGAAGGCCGAGAUGAUCGAGUUGAUUCCAUCCGGGAGCCGACGACUACGCAAGAUCAUGGGUGGUCUCCGCAUAAGCUUAGGCUCGGAGGGGUCUGUCCGUGAUCUGUUCUGCAUGUUUGUCUGCGGCUGUGAGAGACUCUUCGCUCAUCAGGGCAGUGUCUUCGAUUUUGGACGUGCUUUGUGGAGGAUGGGCAGGGGCACAUCUCAGUUGCAGAAGAGUAUUGAAUUCAUGGAAAUUUCUUCGAGCCGAGGUAUUCCUGGGCGCAGUUUACCGCAUGUUUUUCCGUUGCCAUCGUUUGUCACAGAGGAAGGGGUGUCACGGUUCCAAUUUGGGCGUAUGCCCGCCACUCAUGAUGAGAGGGUGGGCCACGGCGUGAACAUCCUGCAGGCAGCUCUGAACAUGCUGUAUGGGGGAGGUCAGACGAAAGUGCAGUCCGUCCUGACCGCUGCCCACAAGCGCAUCCAGGCCCGGCUUCAGAAAGGGGUUCAGUCAAUGAUGGUUGAGGAACCUUUGCUGGGUAGAAAAGAGACCCUUGAAUUUUUGAAGCAUCAGCAACAUUAUGUUGGGGGUGGAGUGGCCAUCCCCCUCGGGAAUAGAGGGGGGGUGCCAGAUCAAGCAGCACAAGUCGACUUAGCAGGAGCGCUGGAGACGAUGUUUCCUUCUCUGGCCAUGCAGGUCAGGGAGCCGAAAGUUCUUCUACUGCCGUCGAGACGGCGUCCCAUUCGGAUCAAGAGAGGCCACACGUGGCUUCAUUCAACAUAUCCAGAUCUGGUUCGCCGCAACGUCGCAGCAGGGCUUCAUGUAUUGAAAAAGCCAAAGCAAGUAGCACGUCACAGAGGCAAGUGUGUCUUGGCAGGUGCAUUUGCAGUGAAGAAGGAUGACGCUGAGGACCGAGUUAUUACCGACCCAGCAGUCAAUCAAUUGCUAGACCCAGCUUUGUUGCCCCGUCCACGCUUCGCUUACAUUCCAAAGAUGAGGACCUUGUGGGUUCCCAAAGUCGGCAAGCUCUUGAUUAGUAAACGUGAUGCUCGACAUUAUUUUCACACGCUCCGCAUCGGUAACAAGUGGCAUAAAUGGCUGUGCGGACCGCCUAUUCGGAGUAACUCAGGGGAUGAGAAAUAUCCAGCAUGUGCAGCGGCUCCGAUGGGUUUUGGUCCGAGUGCGGGUUGGGCGCAGGCGCUGACAGAUGUGGCGACAGCUCACGCCCAACUUCCGGAUCACAGGCGGCUGCAUCCAGACAGUCUUUGCCCCGUGGAUUUGCCUUUGUGGGGCAGCAUCUGUGAUGAUAUUUGGUGGUUGGAUCAUGUUCAUGCUGGGCAACAUGCGACAGGUCCUGAGCGACUGGCAGCCGCGGAAGAGGCCUGGAAAGCUCAUGGUGUCACAGCUCAUAAGAAGAAGUCGGUUGACGAGGGCGACACAGAGAUCCAAGGUUACCACAUUAGUUCUGAUGAUCACUGGGUUGGGGUAUCACUGCGUAAGCGUUACAAUCUCUUUGAGGCCACACGGCAGCGGGCAGCUCGGAAGCGAUGCGCAGUUCUCCCUGACAACGUGUGGAUAGAGCUUAUGUUGGCUGCCCUAUUCCUACCUUUCUAUCAGUUUGACAUUUCAGCACCUUUCUCCACGCGGGUGGAGUGUACCGAUGCAAGCAUGACAGGUUUGGGACGUGCAUGGGCAACCAUGCCUACCGAGAUCGUUCAGGAAAUGGCGAGGCUCACGGAUGCAGCAAAAGUGUAUACAAAUCUCAAUCUGCCUUGGGGAAUAGGGCUCACGGCAGAGCAAAAAUGCCCCCUUCGGAGAUUAAAGCUUCCCGUUCACAAGGUUUUCUGGCAUAAAGCUGGGGUGCGAAGUUUCCCUUCGCAAAUAUUUCUCGGAGAAGCUGAUGCCUGUGUAUGGUCAGCGGCCGACCGUUUGCGCAGGCCGCAGGAUGAUGACAGCAGGUUCGUGCAUCCGCUGGACUCCGCGACAUGCGUCGGGGCCUUUAUGAAGGGUCGUUCGCCAAGCAGGUUGUUAAGCAGACGCUGCAGGAAACUAUUCGCUAUAUGUAUUUCCGGUGGGCAUGAAGUGUUCUACCCGUGGAUCCCCUCGGGAGACAAUCCUGCAGACGCCCCUUCACGUUGGUUUGAGGUCGGGGCCGAAUCAUCCUGGAAGAAAGCUCAACCUGAGCCUUCGGAAGAAGUGGUGAUGAGCCCUGUCACUUUGAGCGCUUGGACGGGCGGAGAGAGAUUUUUCGUGCACCUUUGUUCAGGUCCCAGUACAAGCUUCGACAUUGUGUCUGAGUUCGAGAGAAUGUUUUCCGAACAGGGCCUCAAUGUUCAUGGGCUUCGCAUUGAUCCGCAGGUUGACAUGAGUAACAUUCGGUGGCCAUUCGAAGAAGCUCCAGACAUGUUGCUUCCAACUCAUGGUCAAUGGUUAUUGUCGCUUAUUCAGUCAGGUCGUGUCAUUGCGGGGUUUGCAUCGCCACCGUAUGCGCUAUUCUCACCCCAAGUUUUUCGAGACGUCGCAUGCGCGACGGACGCUUUGCAGAAAACCAGCAUGCAACGAAGUCGUGACAGUGCGGUGCGGGUUAUUCUUUAUCUCCUAUGCGUGGGUCUCUUGGGUGAAAUGCGAUCAAAGGGAGCGUGGUGUGGGUUCGCCCACAGGCUUGGCCGCAAUCAACAGAUUCCUCACUCCAAGUCCGGUUCACGCAUGUUGAAUCGGCUUCAACGCUUCGCAGGGCUGCGUCGCUGUGAGAUUGAUCCGCACUGGUAUGGUUCUCAAGGUAAACAUGAUAUAGCUCUGUAUGUGUCGGGGUGCCAGAAACUGCAUGCUGAACAAUUUUCACAUGUUCCGCUGCCUUUGAGUGCGGAGUUGGCCUGCCAUUGCAUCCAACAGGUGUUGAAAGCACAGAACUAUGGUUACACCAUGCCGUUCAAGCCGCUUCACGUUCGUUCAAGUGGUUUGGAUCCUUGGCGAAGUGAGCUCGGCACCUCUUGGGAUUGGCCACAGCCGCGUGGAAAAUUUCUUGAUGAACAGCAGGACAUGUUUCUGGCUGAAUGGCUAGUUGAUGGCUAUGAGCUCGGGGCAGGUCGUUCGGACUAUGGUAUCGCGUUGGCGGCCCUGGGUCGGGCGAACCCUCGCUGUCGGUUUCGUACCGCGUGGAAGGUGUUCGAUGUCUGGGGUCAGAUGCAACCUCCAAUGCAGGCCGGCGCAGCACCUCCUGAGCUUGUUACGGCUAUGAUGCUAGCAGCUUUCGCGCUGAACAAGGUUCAGGUCGCAAUGGUGAUUUGUGUCUCCUUUGCCGGUCUGCUUCGUGUGGGCGAGGCCCUCAACCUGCACUGGAAAGACGUGGUAAUUGGUGAUCACAGUAUUACAUUGUGUCUGGCGUCUACCAAAAGGGGUAUGGAGCAAAAAGUGAUUCUUACUAAUGCCGUGGUUUGUGUGUGGGUUUGCAGGUAUAAGACCUUGUAUGAAUCUCGCUUCCACGGGCGCGUGUUCUCGGCGUCUUAUUCGUCUGUUCUCAGAUGGGUGAAACGCCUGGCUAUGCUGUUGGGAGCGCAAGAUCUGCAUAUUACCACACACAGUUUCCGUCGUUCAGGCGCUAGUGAGUUGUCAAAGCGGGGUAUGCCCCUCAGUGAUAUUCUACUCUACGGGAGAUGGCUAUCGGAACGGUCUGCCAGAGAAUACAUUCGAAAAGGUGAGGUGGCAAUCAUUCGAGCCGCAACUUCUGUUCCCGCAGUUGCUUUGCAAACUUGGAAUCGUUGGGCCGCCCUACUGCCACAUGCAUGGAAUAUUCAUGCUGCGAUGUCAGUGGUAUGCCCUGUGGAAGUUGCAGCUCGCAGCGUGACUGAUGACAUAUUCAGGCGACUGUCUACUGCAGUCUUUGCCCUCUUCCGAGUUUGA